Messenger RNA from Trachymyrmex cornetzi, 1458 nucleotides. RefSeq lists its product as uncharacterized. Gene Ontology annotation, molecular function: DNA helicase activity. Lineage: Eukaryota; Metazoa; Arthropoda; Insecta; Hymenoptera; Formicidae. The record is from RefSeq and is a predicted model, not a curated record. Gene Ontology annotation, biological process: telomere maintenance; DNA repair. The transcript is spliced from 3 exons. Bases 13 to 1458 code for a protein of 481 amino acids.
UUGACGAAGGCGAUGAAAUAUCACGAAAGGCUCGAAGAAAUACAGAAAGCUUUUGAGAACGUAGCUGAAUUAAUCGCGAAGCGCGAAAAUGAGCUGAAAGCAGACAGAGAGAGAUCCGACGACGAUGAAUUGGAUUGCAAUCCGAUAGAAGUUGACGGCGCGAUGAAAGAUCUGGAAGAUUUUGGUGAGAUUGACGUCCCGAUUGAUUUAUCGCAAAUGAUGUCGCGAUUGAACGAAGACCAGAAAAGAGUCUUCGAUAGAGUAUGCGAAGUUUUGCAAAAUAAAAAUCAGAUUCUGCGACUGUAUGUAAGCGGCGAGGGUGGUACAGGGAAAAGUUUUCUUAUUGAAACGAUUAAACAUUGGAUCGGAAUAAAUUUGAAAAAAGUGAUUGCCAUAUCUGCUCCCACGGGUAUCGCGGCAUGCAAUAUCAAUGGUUUGACGAUCCAUAGAAUGUUUCAGCUACCUGUUACCCAUGAAUCCAUGGCAAAGUAUACGCACUUGUCAGAUAUGGUUUUGAAAACUUUGAGAGAGAAAUUAAAGAAUGUCGAAUUAUUUAUAAUCGAUGAGGUUUCCAUGAUUUCGAAUGUGACAAUGAUGUUUAUUAAUUUACGAUUAUGUGAAAUUUUCGACACGACAGAUACAGACGACGUGGUACAUCUGAAACAAUUUCCAUUGUCUCUCAGUUAUGGAAUAACUGUACAUAAAAGUCAAGGAAUUACGUGUAAAAAUGCAAUGAUGGAUUUAGGAACGAGUGUGUUCACUGAUGGUCAAGUGUAUGUAGGUCUGUCACGAGUGAGUACACUGGAGGGUUUACAUUUGAUAAAUUUCAAUCCGGCAUCCGUUAGAGCAAACUCGGGAGCCGUUGCAGAAUAUAAUAGACUGAGAUCUGUGUUCAAAUCUCAGCUACCACAAAUCAAUUCGUCCGAGAAAAAGGCUGUGAAAAUUUACGACUGUCGAUGGGCAAUACCUCAUAUCAUUGAUGAUGUACAGAAUUACGGUUAUGCUGAACCAGAAAGUAUAGUUACAUGGAAAAUAUUCGGCCUUUGCAAUGACGAUCGUGUUUCGUGCUAUGCUAAUGUAACAUUGCAAUGUGCGUUUCAUUGUGUACGUAUCAGGCAACAAAUACUUAAAAAUAGAGUAUCGAACGCAUUGACUGAUGCUGUCUGCGCGUAUGCUGAGCGUAAGCGUUGCAAUAUUUUAGCGAUUAGAAGAUCUGUCGGAGAACGCUUCGAAGAACGAACACAACAAGAUGUUUCGGAAUUUUUCACGGCUUUAAUGUCGACGUAUUCCGAAAUCAAUGAUGUAUUAGAAGUCGAAUUGAAGCACCUAAUAUGUUGUUCAAAUGCUAAAUACAAACAAUCGGAAUGGUGUUACUGUACUGAUUUACAAGUUAUCAAGAAGAAAUGGCCCAGAGGAGCACAUGGGGCAUAUAUGUUGUUCUUGGAGCAGAUUAAGUAA